This is a messenger RNA of Sinocyclocheilus anshuiensis, 1640 nucleotides long. RefSeq names its product ubiquitin-conjugating enzyme E2 A. The transcript is spliced from 6 exons. NCBI's taxonomy places the organism in Eukaryota, Metazoa, Chordata, Actinopteri, Cypriniformes, Cyprinidae. Bases 203 to 661 code for a protein of 152 amino acids. The record is from RefSeq and is a predicted model, not a curated record.
GGUCCAGUCCCAGAGAGACCGACUGGCGGCUUAGUAGAGAGAACAGGUAGGAGGAGGAGGAUCCGAGCGAACGGCUAUUCGGCUAACAUCGAUAUUUAACCGAAUCGACGAAACCGACGUCUGUUGAACUAAAAGAAUUGAACCUGAAUCAAAGUAACAACGUCGAUACCUUAUGUUUACGUCUUGGCUAUCCAAUUAAACCAUGUCAACCCCAGCAAGACGGCGUCUGAUGAGAGACUUUAAACGUCUCCAGGAGGAUCCACCAGCAGGAGUUAGCGGAGCCCCGUCGGAAAACAACAUCAUGGUCUGGAACGCUGUCAUUUUUGGUCCUGAAGGAACACCCUUUGAAGAUGGAACUUUCAAACUAACAAUAGAAUUUACAGAAGAAUAUCCAAACAAACCUCCUACAGUCCGGUUUGUCUCCAAAAUGUUUCACCCUAAUGUUUAUGCAGAUGGUAGUAUAUGUUUGGAUAUUCUUCAGAAUCGCUGGAGUCCAACAUAUGAUGUUUCCUCAAUUUUAACCUCAAUACAGUCUUUACUGGAUGAGCCGAACCCAAACAGCCCUGCUAACAGCCAGGCAGCUCAGCUGUAUCAGGAAAACAAGAGAGAGUAUGAGAAGCGUGUGUCGGCCAUUGUGGAACAGAGCUGGCGUGACUGUUGACCCUCCUUACAGUUCACAUAUGAACAAUAGUCCGCCUCGCCAACAAGAGGAAAACCACCUUGCAAAGAAUAAAAUAAAACACAUCAUGUUUUGAAUCAUUCUCCAUGUACUCUGUGGAAUUGUCUGUUCUGUAGCUGUUGCAGGAUUAGAGUGAUGUUGUGUUGUGGUCUCCCUCUUCAUGCAGAACCUUAUCCUAGAUGAGGAUGAACCUUAGUUUAACAAAAUAUUGUUGCUAGGGUUACUUGCUUUUAUUUGGCCUGUCCUCAUUUUUGUCAUCUUAUUUCUUUGGUUUUAUAAGUUGCUCCUACACUGUGGGCUGAUUUCAUUUUGGGUAUUAACAUGUUGGUUGAGAGUGAUUUCUUUGCGUCUGCAAAAGUGUCAUACCGAAUGUCGCUUAAUGUGUCUUUCAGAGUUCCAAAUUAAACUGCAAGAACAUUAAAGAUGGAUGAUAUAUGGUCUUUUACGGAAAGCUUAGAUGUUUCAGAAACAUGCCUUUAUAACUGCACUUGGAAAACCUGACCUUUUAAAACCAGCUUGAAAAUUGUAAUGUGCCAAAUGUUGGAAUUGGCCCUUUUUUAUCAAGUGCAAGUACUUUGUUCUUUUAAUUAAGCAGUUCAUGUGUUGCCUAUUGACACUGUGUGCCAGUUUGUCAGCAGUAAUUGUUCGAAGGUACACAGUGAUCUGUCUGUCCCACAAAGCCCCAUGCCUAAGGCCUGGGAGUCAGAAUAUUACAAAUUGGCAUAGAGUGUGUUGCUUCUCCCUCCCUCCCUGUAUUCAUUAUUUUGUGUCUUGCACCCCAGAUGCAUUGUUAUUUUGCUUGUUUUCUUAAGUUCCAUUAAAGUGCCAUUUAUUUUUACAUUAAAUUGCUUCUCCAAACAUAUGGAUGUGAUGCUGUCAUGCAGUAUCCAUUUAAGCUAAUCUUAAUUUUUCUAAUUUACCAAGUGUCGGAUUUGCACUAGUAACCCAUGUAAGAAACUGU